GUCAGAAGCAAAAUUUGGAUGAAGCAAUCUCACUAAGUUGCCGUCAUGAGCAGAAGCAAGCGUGACAACAAUUUCUACAGCGUUGAAAUUGGAGACUCGACUUUCACUGUGUUGAAGCGAUAUCAAAACUUAAAACCGAUAGGAUCAGGAGCACAAGGGAUAGUAUGUGCAGCUUAUGAUGCCAUCCUUGAACGAAAUGUUGCAAUCAAGAAGCUAAGCCGGCCAUUUCAGAACCAGACUCACGCUAAAAGAGCCUACCGAGAGCUUGUUCUUAUGAAGUGUGUUAAUCACAAAAAUAUAAUUGGCCUACUGAAUGUGUUCACACCUCAAAAAUCCCUGGAAGAAUUUCAAGAUGUUUACAUAGUGAUGGAGCUCAUGGAUGCAAAUCUCUGCCAAGUGAUUCAGAUGGAACUAGAUCAUGAACGAAUGUCAUAUCUUCUCUAUCAAAUGCUUUGUGGCAUCAAACAUCUUCACUCAGCUGGAAUUAUACAUAGGGAUUUAAAGCCCAGUAAUAUAGUAGUAAAAUCAGACUGCACUUUGAAGAUUCUUGACUUUGGACUGGCCAGAACCGCAGGAACUAGUUUUAUGAUGACGCCUUAUGUAGUGACUCGUUACUACAGAGCACCAGAGGUCAUCCUAGGGAUGGGAUACAAAGAAAACGUGGAUUUAUGGUCUGUGGGGUGCAUUAUGGGCGAAAUGGUUUGCCACAAAAUCCUCUUUCCAGGAAGGGACUAUAUUGAUCAAUGGAAUAAAGUUAUAGAGCAGCUAGGAACACCAUGCCCUGAAUUUAUGAAGAAAUUGCAGCCUACAGUCCGAACUUACGUGGAGAACAGACCUAAAUAUGCUGGAUAUAGUUUUGAGAAACUCUUUCCAGAUGUCCUUUUCCCAGCUGAUUCUGAGCACAAUAAACUUAAAGCAAGUCAAGCAAGGGAUUUGCUAUCAAAAAUGCUGGUUAUAGAUGCUUCUAAAAGAAUCUCUGUGGAUGAAGCCCUGCAGCACCCAUACAUCAAUGUUUGGUAUGAUCCCUCAGAAGCAGAAGCUCCUCCUCCAAAGAUACCAGAUAAGCAGUUAGAUGAGAGGGAGCACACGAUAGAAGAAUGGAAAGAGUUGAUAUACAAGGAAGUCAUGGACCUGGAGGAAAGAACCAAGAAUGGGGUUAUACGUGGACAACCAGCCCCUUUAGCACAGGUGCAGCAAUGAUCAAUGGCUCUCAAGAUCCAUCUUCAUCGUCAUCUGUCAAUGAUGUGUCUUCAAUGUCAACAGAUCCAACAUUGGCCUCCGAUACAGACAGCAGUCUAGAAACAUCAGCUGGACCUUUGGGUUGCUGUAGAUGACUACUUGGUCUUUUGGGGGGUGGGAGGGGAGGGAUGCUUUUAGUCGUUGAUAGGGCACCUUUAAGAGUUGGUGGUAUUUUUGAGUGUUUUUUCAGAAAUAAUCGUAGGAUUCAUCAUAAAGUGCUGUAAUUUUAAACUGUAAGUUGUGUUAAAAGCAGCCACUUUUUUUUGCUGUAAUUAACUCUGUAAAAUAUUAAACCUGAUAAUUUUUAUUGUGGUUUUAAAAUCUGCAUAUUUGCUUUACUGUUAUGCUGCUGAUCUUUUUUUACUGAAUUUUUAAGAUUUGUUUUAUGAAAGCACAUGUUAAUGUUGUCAUUACCAUAUCAUGAAUUAUUUAAGAUUUUAUAGGUUUUCAGUUUUUUUAUUAGAAUUUAUUCCAGAUGUUUUGUUCAUGAUAUCCUUCCAAGUUUUAUGCUUGGUCAUAUGUCCAUAUCCAGGUGGAGGGGGAAAGAAUUCAGUGUAGCCAGCUGUAGUUUUGGGCAUACUACUGUAGUGCUGGCAGUGAAUAAAAUCCUCUUAUUUUGGCCACUUGCCUAUAAUAUCUCAGUAAAAGUAGCAAUUAGUGAAUUUUUAGAGAAACAGUAUGCAAUCCUUUGCAAAUUAACCUCAUCUGAAUGGCUUUACAAACUUAAGAAAGCAAAGCAUAUCUUCAAAACUGCAGAAAUGUCUAGCCUAGCAAAGGAAUAUGAUGUUUUCUGCAGAAUUGUGGCAUGCCAAAUCUCGUGAUCACCGUAAAACAAGAGGAUACUUCAUGAAUAAUACAUUGCAAUGCAAAUAAACUGUUUACUUCUA
Tinamus guttatus (white-throated tinamou) is the source of this 2126-nucleotide messenger RNA. Lineage: Eukaryota; Metazoa; Chordata; Aves; Tinamiformes; Tinamidae. The record is from RefSeq and is a predicted model, not a curated record.